AUGGUGGCGAUUUUCUUCAUGAAAACCGGUUUAAUCAAGUCCAUACCAUUAGAACGUGGUGGAACGGUAACAAAGAGAUGGUAUGUCGAUAGCUGUCUACCACAAGUCUUCGAAACAGUAUCGGAAUGGCGACAAAAGAUUGGUCUUCGUGGUCUCAUUUUGCAUGAUGAUAACGCGAGGCCGCAUAGAGCCGGAAUUGUUAACGAAUUUCUGGCCGAAAAUCGUGUUGAACCAUAUCGAAAUCCACCGUAUUCUCCAGAUCUAACGAGGGAAGGACACCAACUGAUAAAUCGCUUUUGA
Messenger RNA from Didymodactylos carnosus, 300 nucleotides. The record is from the annotation of a GenBank genome assembly. NCBI's taxonomy places the organism in Eukaryota, Metazoa, Rotifera, Eurotatoria, Philodinida, Philodinidae.